Messenger RNA from Bufo bufo (common toad), 4191 nucleotides. It is a transcript of the gene NCKAP1L, whose product is annotated as NCK associated protein 1 like. The transcript is spliced from 31 exons. Bases 214 to 3606 code for a protein of 1130 amino acids. The record is from RefSeq and is a predicted model, not a curated record. NCBI's taxonomy places the organism in Eukaryota, Metazoa, Chordata, Amphibia, Anura, Bufonidae. Gene Ontology annotation, biological process: cell projection assembly; cell migration; neuron projection morphogenesis. Gene Ontology annotation, cellular component: SCAR complex.
UCUAGUGUUAUGUGCUCAUACCUCUAUCACAAGUGCGGAAUUUCAUAUAGGAAGGAGAAGUUGCUUCACAGAUGUUCACUGGCCAUUAGCACUCUUGUGGAUUCUCAGUGAAUCUAUUAUAUAUGUGUCCGGGCAGGUGCCGACUGCAGUGAUCACUGGACUUAUAGUUGUUUAUCGGAUUACUCAGAGACCCCUAUCGUCUGGCAGCAUAAGAUGGCUUUGGGUUCAACAUACCAACACAAACUGGCUGAAAAGCUCAUGAUACUAAAUGAAAGAGGCAAAGGAGUACUGAUCCGUAUCUAUAACAUUAAAAAGACAUGCUCAGAUGCCAAGACAAAACCUCCAUUUUUCACAGAUAAAUCAAUGGAAUCUUCUAUAAAAUACAUCAGCAAGAAGUUUCCAAACAUUGAUGUUCGCAGCAGCACGCAACAUCUUGGACCGGUGCACAAAGAUAAAGUUGAGAUUGUGAAAUACUUGACUGGUUAUUAUGUGACAUUUUUGGAUGUGAUGGAAUUUAGGGACCAUGUAUAUGAGAUGCUGAAUACAAUGGAUGCUUGCCAGUGUUAUUUUGACAUCAAUAUAAAUUACAUCUUUACAAAGAAUUAUCUAGACCUGAUAGUGACAUACUUCUCUGUAAUUCUUCUAAUGUCUCGGAUUGAAGACAGAAAAACACUUAUUGCUCUAUACAACUGUGCUUUUGAAAUGCUACAAGGCCAAAGUGACCCAUCAUAUGCCCGUCUUGGUCAGAUGUUAGUGGAGUAUGAUAACCCCCUGAGGAAGCUGAGUGAGGAGUUUGGACCUCAUACUAAGACGGUUACUGAUGCCUUGAUGUCCCUGCACUUCUUAUUCUGUCGGAGGUCUCAGUCAGCAGAGCAGUGGAGAGGGGCCCAGCUGUUAAGCCUCCUCAGCAAUCCUGCAGCAAUGAUUUCUCCAUGUACUUCAGACACUAUGCCUUGUGAAUAUUUGUCUGUUGAGACAAUGGAACGAUGGAUCCUGAUUGGAUUUCUGCUGUCACACAGUGCACUGAAUUCACACCAGGCAAGCUUAGAGCUUUGGAAAUUGGCACUUCAGGGUUCCCACUGUAUCACACUGAUCCGUGAUGACAUUCUGCUAAUACACCGCGUUGCUGAGGAUUUAUUUGGGAGCAUAAAAGGGUAUAGCAAACGAGUAGCGGAUGUGAAGGAAUGCAAAGAACAUUUCAUGACACACAGUGGCCAAUUUCACCGUGCAAGACGUAUGUUCCUUAGAAUUGCUGUGAAGGAACUGGAGACUAUUUUAGCUGAGGAACCAGGCCUCUUGGGUCCCAAGGCUCUGUUUGCAUUUAUGGCUUUAUCCUUUUGUCGUGAUGAAAUUAACUGGCUGGUACGCCAUGCUGAGAAUGUCACCAAAACCAAGACCCCAGAAGACUACAUAGAUGUACAUAUAGCUCAGUUGAUGUUUGUGAUUGAAGAGCUCCGGGUACUGCUGAGGAAGAAUCUGCCUAUCAUUCAGCGUUAUCAUCUACAGUACCUGGCGAAAUUUGAUGCUUUGGUCCUCAGUGACAUUAUACAGAAUCUGACAGUUUGCCCAGAAGAAGAAUCUGUGAUCAUGUCAUCAUUUGUAAACACAUUGUCUUCUCUGAAGUUAAAGCAAGUUGAAGACAAGAAGCCAUUUGAUUUUGGAGCUUUAAGACUUGACUGGUUCCGGCUGCAGGCUUACACCAGUGUAGCAAAGGCCCCACUGUCUCUUCGUGAAAAUCAAGACCUCGGCAAAGUGAUGAAUCUGAUACUGUUUCACACCUGGAUGCUGGAUUCUGUGGAGGAGCUGAUUACGGAGACCUCUGACCUAUCCAUCUUCUGUUUUCAUGUGCGCACAUUUGAGAAGAUGUUCCUAUUAACAAUGGAAGAGCCGUCAGCUGUGCGUUUCUCCAUUUCCUUUCCAUUGGUGUGUGCUCACUUCUUAAAUAGCACUCAUGAAAUGUGCCCAGAGGAGGUGCCUCAUCUGCUGAAUUGCAGCCUUGGGCUGUGUAACAGCUUUCUCGAUGAAAUUAGCAAGCAGGCCAGUAACUGUAUCAUAGACAUCUGUGCUGAGCAAAGUAACCUCAGUGAAAAGUUGCUACCAAAACAUUGUGCAGCAACCAUCACCAAAGCCAGAAACAAGAGACUGAAAAAAACACCACCUAAGAAAGCAGAGCCGGAAAGAGAAAAACCAGGGACCGAAAGUCAACGGAAAGAUCGCAGUGUAACAACAAACAUGGACAAGCUUCACCUUACACUCUGUGAACUCUGCAUGUCUUUAAAUCAUGUGCAGAAAAUCAUGAUAUUUGACCAUGUGGUAACGCCAAUUGAGUACCUGAGCUCAAACAUAGAGAACAAAUUUGGCCGAGCCUUGGUUUCUUUGGUGAACUGGAAGCCAAAUACUCGGGAGAUCCAGCGUCCUUCAGAAGUCCUGAGCGCAAUGCGGUCUUUUCUCAGCACUCUGCAGUCCAUUGCUCACCUCGUAAAUAUUGAUGUCACCCGUGCUAUUCGGAAUACCCUUCUGCAACAAACACAGGCAAUGGAUGCAAAUGGGGAGCAGACCAUUACUGCAAUCUAUACCAACUGGUACUUGGAGUGUCUUCUUCGUCAGGCUAGUGCGGGGCUAGUCUUGUAUUCUCCAACAAUGAAGUGCUUCGUUGAUAUACCGACAGAGAUGAGUGGGGAGCAAGGACUCAAUGCAGAUGAAUACACGGAUGCCUCAGAGAUAAAGGCUUUAGCUGAGAUGCUUGGUCCGUAUGGGAUGAAGUUUCUGAGUGAGAACCUUAUGUGGCAUGUGACAUCUCAAAUUGUAGAGUUAAAGAAACUUGUUGUGGAGAACAUGGACACAUUAGUACAAAUCAGAUCCAACUUCAGCAAUGUUCAGCUGAUGCCAUCUCUACUAGCCAAGCUGAAUUCUCCAGAAAGCUUGCUGAAAAGAAUGACCAUUAUUGGAGUCAUUUUGUCCUUCCGUUCUCUGGCUUUGGAUGGCCUUAGAGAGGUUUUCACCAACCACUGUCCUUUCAUUAUGGGUCCAAUUGAAUUCCUUAAGGACUGUGUUACUCCUGAUCUUGACAUUCAGGUCACUCUCAGUAUAUUUGAGUUGGCAACCUCAGCCGGUAUCCCAUGUGAUGUUGAUCCCAGUCUGGUGGCAGCUCUGUCAAACAUGAAAACAGAAAGCUCAUCGCUGGAGGAAGAAUACAAGUUGGCCUGUCUUCUUCAAGUGUUUAUAGCCGUCUCCCUCCCACUCCUAGCUGCUGAUUCCCUUUCGGUUUACAACAUUCAGAAUGAUGGUUAUAAUAACAAUAUUCAUUGUCUGGCCAAGUCUAUCAUUCAAGUAUCUGCUGCCUUUUUUACUAUCUACCACAAGAACAUAGAGACCCAUCUCAAGGAAUUCCUACUGAUGGCAUCAGGGAGCCUGCUGCACCUCGGGGAAGAAACAGACAAACUAAAAGCCAGGAACCGAGAGUCUGUUUUACUUCUCCUUCAUCUUAUUGUAGAGGAGUCUUCGUUCCUCACUGUAGACAUGCUGGAAUCCUGCUUUCCUUACGUGUUGCUCCGGAACGCCUAUCAUGAAGUCCACCGAACCUCGCGUGCCAUCAUGUCUUCCUGAUUAAUUUAAAUUUGUGUGCCUCUUAUUAUAUAUAUAUGCUUACAAGAGGUGUCCACCAUAGAGUUUUCAAGCUUGUAGGACCAUCAGUGCUCAUCAAUGAUCAGUAAUGCUAUAGGACAAUGUUUUUAUUUUACACAGUGUGCAGAAUAAUGUUAUCAUUUUCAAAUAACUCCUGCUGUGAGAUUUUUUUAUACAUUACUUUUAAUAAUAAAGUAACCAAGCUAACGUUUUCAGAGAGCGAAGGCAACAUCAUAACAACAGAAUAAAACACAAAGGAUUCUGCUGCCAAUUAUUGUUGCCUGCAGCCAGCGUAAAUCACAUACUGCAUCGCUUUUAAAAUGUCAAAGUUGUCAUUGUUUUUCUGUCUGCUCAUUUGUUUUUCUGGACACUUCACUGAAAUCUAAUACACAAAGUUACAUGUAUAAAACGAUAUAAAUUGUACUAGCUGAGCAAAGGUACUUCUAAGAUCAAUGGAUUGAUGAAUUGUAAAGCGGCAUUAUUAUUUGUUUUUGCUGUUUUGUAAUCUGUUUGCAUACAUCUGCUCUGCAGAUAAGUUGAAGUGAACUUGUCACAUUGAACAUGCAA